Lates calcarifer (barramundi perch) is the source of this 3215-nucleotide messenger RNA. RefSeq names its product butyrophilin-like protein 10. The coding region runs from base 740 to 1753 and encodes 337 amino acids. The record is from RefSeq and is a predicted model, not a curated record. The transcript is spliced from 7 exons. Lineage: Eukaryota; Metazoa; Chordata; Actinopteri; Centropomidae.
AGUGCAGUGUGUGCGUUAUGUAGCUCUAUGUCUGAUCCUGGUCAGAAACAAUGGGGCAGUGAAAAAAACGAGUGGACGCAUAGAUAUAAAUGUAAAUAUUUCUGCCUGUGUGUGCACUAGAGACUUGAUUUUUCUUUUGUUUGUUACUUGAGACCUUGGUCUACAUGGAUUUAGACUCCAAACACUUGUACAUAGUUUUCUUCUGUUGAAAAAUGAAUAUAAUUUAAUGCAUUUUAGUUCCGUUUUAUUUUUUCUUUUGGGUUUAUGGUCUUAGAACUACUUAUAAUGUCAUGUGGCAUUAUAGAAACUUACAUAUUCAAAUAGCCCAGGUUGUGCUGAAAAAAUGAUGAUACAAGAUUCUUGCUUGUAUCUAGCAGUAUUGGAUUUAUACAGUUCUUUAAAUCGUAAGAGGUCCGAGGUACAAGUACACUGACACAAGUGGCUUAGACUCAACCGGAAGGAGACUGUUUAGGCUGCUCCGGUUAGCUGUCAAACGGUACUUAACGAGCUGAUUGCAUUGAUGUGUUUAAGUAUUCCAACAGUCAGUUUUCGGGAAAUUAAUUGUUAAAAUCUUAGCUAACGUCUAGUCGGAAAUAUACACGCGUUUAAGAACUCCGGCUGUCAAUUUGAGGGAAAUUAACGACUAGUUGGCUGUUAGUUUGGCUAACUGCGUUAGCCGUAAACAUUUAGCAUUAGCUUAAAGAGUUUGCUGUAAAGAGUUAGCUAACUAGCAAAGACAAUGUUUUGGACUGCGGCUCCUCUGCUUGUCUUCAUCUGUCUCCUGGUUUUUACUGGAACCACAUAUGGACAUAAACACGGGCCAGGUGUUGUCAGAGUGGUUGAGGGGGAAGACGCCAUCUUACCCUGCUCUCUGAGCACCAAGGAGGACAUUGUACAGAAGCUCUUUGACUGGAAGAAAGAUGGUCAGAAGGAGGUGUUCCUGUACGAUGCUGGCAUUCAUUACAAUAACGGCCGUCCAGGUCAGGAUGAGCAGUUUAAAGGACGGGUCUCACAUUUUCAGGAAGAACUGAAGUAUGGUAACGCCUCCAUAAUAAUCAGAAACACUAAGAUAGAAGACAGAGGAAACUACACCUGUGCUUUUCCACGUCUUAAACCAGAAGGAAAGAUUUUCAACAUCGAGCUCAUUGUUGAGUGGACCUUUAAAAACAGAAACAUCUCUGGUGCAGCUCCACCUCCAUACCUGAAGAACCUUGGUGCCACAGAGGACGGGGUGUUGCUGCAGUGUGUUGUUCGAGGUGCUUUUCCAAAGCCUAAGGUAGAGUGGCAGGACAGUGAUGGAAAUGUCCUCCCUGCUGAGGAGCCACAUGUCUCAGAGAGAGGAGGACGCUACGACGUUACCCUCCUCACCAAUGUGACCAAGACAAAAACCAACCGCUUCCGCUGUGUAGCCACACAGGAGAACAUCGGCCAUGUGACUGACGAUGACAUCUAUGUACCAUUCUGUGAGAGUACCUGUGGGGACUCCGCCCACAAAUGGAUCCUUGGAAUUGCUGUUGGAGUUGUUCUGACUCUUGUAGCUGUGGGUCUAUAUCUGGUUUUGUAUGGUGUUCCAAAGUGCAUCACAAGACGCUUCAAAAAAGGUUUAUUGCAGCAGAGGAAUGGCCCUCCACAAGAAAACAGGUUUUCAGCAGAGCCACUUAAAAUGUCAACCUGUGAUGCAGAAAAUGAGCGUGCUGGUCCACAGAUGAACGGUUCUUAUAACGGUCCUUCAGAUCCACUUAAUGAGUGUUAGCUUUACAUCUACAAAGAGUGUGUGUGUGUGUGUGUGUGUGUGUGUGUGUGUGUGUGUGUGUGUGUGUGUGUGUGUGUGUGUGUGUGACUAUACAAUCCUCAGCCUUCAGGAGAUGCUUUAUCAAACUUGUAAUGGUCAGUUGUUGGUUGGACUGACUGAGUGGUUUUGAUAAAAUACAUAUUACAGUUUUUAUACAGUCUGGACAGACAGUAUUUGGACAGUUACACAUAUGUUGUUCUUCAGGCUCUUCAGCAGAGUCAGUACCACUCUGUCACAGAAUCAACAAAGAUUUAACAAGUUUCAUUCAGGGGCUUUUUAUUACAGAGCUUUGUCUGAGCUCAGUAUAGAUUAACAUGUAUGUUGAGACUGAAUGACUUUUAUUACCACACUUUGCUUAGAAAACCAUGAUGUUUCUAAAUGCUCUUUGUAUUUCAUAGGUAUUAUUUUCUCUCAUUUACUCGACUGUGGAGUCAACAUAGUACCCAAAUGAAAGAGAUAGAGCUGUGUAGAAGUCAGACAAUGUACUGAAUAAUGAGAUAACAAAACUUAAUGAAGGUAAUUUUAAAAAGUUAUUUAUAUCUUAUUGGUUGACUCAAACUUAAAACUUAAGUUCCAAAAGAUCAGAGGCUCAAACUAAAAGGGACCAUUACCUUAAAUAAUCAGUGUUAUUGCUGUUAAAUCUCAGGUUUAGAUUAAAAUCUCAGAAUGUAUUUUAUAGCUUGUAUGUUGUGCCUUAAAACAUCAGCAAAAACACAAAAUGCAGCUUGUGAGAUGAGGCAGUAAUACCUGAUGCUGUUUUACUCUUUAAAAAUUGGUUAACAGCAUACCUACUGUAAAUAUUUUCUGUAUAUAUAUUGUCUGUGAAUAUUUUUUUAGCUUAAACUUUAUGUAAAUAUAAUAUAAACAUAAACCUGUAUAUAUUAUAUUUUAUAUUUUUAUAUGCUGCGGCCUGACAGUGAAAUGAUGUUUUCUCACUCUCUCUUUGUUUUGAAUUCAUAUACUGGAUGUGUUGAUCUCUGGAUAUCAUUACAUAAAAAAGUAUCUGUUUUGUCUGUUAUCAUGUAUGCUGUACCACAAGCUUAAAGUUACUCUGUGUUUCAAGUAUACAAGCAAAAGUUCUAUUACUAUAAUGCUUCUUGACAAAAUACACUGGGUUUGUUAUUAAGUUGUUAUAUAUGUGAUAGAUAGGAAAUGAUUUCUUCAAAAGACAUUUGCUGUGGAUGUCAUUAUGGAAACAUCUGCAUUUCUUAGAGAUAUAGACAUAUAUCAGACAAAUAUGUGUCACUGCUGAUUUCUCACAGAGCUUGUUUGCUGCCGUCGUACCUGGCAGCUGCUGAAGCUGGCAGCUUUUAGUGUGUAAGGCAUGGGGAAACUGUUUUACCUAUUUCUUUCAGCCUUUUUUAUUUUUGAGAUAUUCAUUGUGCUUCAUCACAAUUCAUAAUGAUUUGCUUACCAAAAUCAA